Molecule: messenger RNA, 1861 nt
Organism: Lethenteron reissneri (Far Eastern brook lamprey)
Lineage: Eukaryota; Metazoa; Chordata; Hyperoartia; Petromyzontiformes; Petromyzontidae
Product: regulator of G-protein signaling 7-like
Biological process (GO): regulation of G protein-coupled receptor signaling pathway; G protein-coupled receptor signaling pathway; intracellular signal transduction
Cellular component (GO): cytoplasm; neuron projection
Molecular function (GO): GTPase activator activity
Source: RefSeq, a predicted model, not a curated record
UCUGGGUUUGUCUGCGUGCAGCACUCGCCCAACAUGAGCACCUACAGGAAGGGCGCGAAAGAAGUUCAACGUGCACACGGACGGACGGACGGAUGGCAAUCGAGAUUGGGCACGGGGAGGAGGAGAGACAGAGAGAGAGUGAGAGACGGAGAAGGUGGAGGAGUGGAGGUGCUUCCUCGCUCUCUCCACAGAGUUCGUGAUCUCCGCACGCGAAUGGCAGUCACGGACACGCAGGACAAACACAUCUCCUGCGCGCCUCCUAAGGGGAAUGACUUCACUUCACAGCCUCUCCCUCUCUGAUCAUUAAUCAGACGAGUUGACGUGGGCUGUGAUUAAUGAGAUACGUUGGUGAUGGAGCAGAUCGUGCGUCGGAUGCAGGCUGAGGAGGGCGGCGUCGCGAUCCGCACCGUCAAGAGCUUCCUCACCAAGAUCCCCAGCGUGGUCACGGGAGCCGACAUUGUGCAGUGGCUCAUGAAGAACCUCAACACCCAGGACCAAGCGGAGGCGCUGCACCUGGGCACGCAGAUGGCAGCCCACGGCUACUUCUUCCCCAUCUCAGACCACGUGCUGGUGCUCAAAGACGACGGCGCCUUGUACCGGUUCCAGAAUCCAUAUUUCUGGCCUUCCAACUGCUGGGAUCCCGAGAACACGGAUUACGCCGUGUAUCUGUGCAAGAGGACCAUGCAGAACAAGGCGAGGUUGGAACUCGCGGAUUACGAGGCCGAGAGCCUCGCGCGACUGCAGAGAGCGUUCGACCGCAAGUGGGAGUUCAUCUUCAUGCAGGCGGAGGCGCAGGCCAGGGUCGACCGCAAGAGGGAGAAGCUGGAGAGGAAGGUGAUGGAGAGCCAGGAGCGCGCCUUCUGGGAUGUGCACAGACCCGUGCCCGGCUGCGUCAACAUCCUCGAGUUGGACAUCAAGAAGUCAAGUCGCAAAAUCAACUCGGGCAGAGCUCACAAGUCUGUCUAUGGACUCAAGGAGGAGGGACGGGCUGACGGAUCUCCACCCUCGCCGCCUCCAGAUGUCAAACGGCCAAGCAUGGAGGAGCUCAAACGGCAGGUGCGGUUCAUGCACGCGCAGAUGGAGCGGCACGGCAUGAAAACGUCCAAAGUGGCGGACAGCCUCAUCGCCUACUCGGAGCAGUACACGGACUACGACCCGUUUCUGACGCCGCCAGACCCCUCCAACCCCUGGGCAUGCGACGACGCCAGCUUGUGGGAGCUGGAGGCCAGGAAAGAGCCGAGCCACCAGCGGGUGGUGCGGUGGGGGUUCUGCAUGGACGAGGUGCUCAAGGACUCGGUGGGGCAGGAGCAGUUCCUGCGAUUCCUGCAGUCAGAGUUCAGCUCCGAGAACCUGCAGUUCUGGGUGGCUGUGCAGGAACUUAAGCGCCUGCCGUUGCGGAAGGUGGCAGAUCGUGCCCGGGAGAUCUGGCAAGAGUUCCUGGAGCCUGGGGCACCCAACACCAUCAACCUCGACUCGCACAGCUUCGAGCGCACAGCACACAACGUGCGGGAACCCGGCAGAUUCGCCUUCCAGGAUGCGCAGGAGCACAUUUACAUGCUGAUGAAAAACGACAGCUACGCCAGAUUUCUGCGGUCCAACAACUAUCAAGAACUUCUGGCGGCCAGAAAGAUGUCUGACCAUGACCAAGACAGACGGACAUCGUUUGAGAAGUUCACGCGGAAUGUGGAAUUGUCCUUAAGAGGCAGAAGACACAGACCAUCAUCUGCCAGAGCGGCUUCAUCGAAUUGAGCCUUCACGAGUCUCGAGGGAAGGGAUCCUGAGACAUCGCCUGGAAGCAAGAUCAACUUUUUUUGCCAAUGCUUCUCAUGUGCUGCUAAUUGAUGUGUCCACACGCCCACUU